UUAGUGCACAGUACUUCGAAACAACUCCCGUAGACGAUUGGUCUUAUCUUGGAUACUUGGAGACAAUGAAGCCAUACUUCUACGAUCAUGCAACAAUAUUUUCAUUAAAAUCUACGUGGCGAAAACGUUUCUUGGCUAAUGCAAGAGGCUUUGAAACUUGUCACGAUCAAGAGAGAAGAAAGGUUGCUAUCUCCCUUAUAAAUGAGAAGAGCAAUAAACGAGAAAUAUCAGAAUAUUGGAGUCAAAUCGAACGAGAAAGAGCAUUGAAGGCGAAACAAUUGGCUGUGAAAGACAAAACACAAUCUUCUGCGUUGGAUAUGCUAAAUGUUGCAACCAGCAAUCAAUCAAACCAAGUUAUUAUGUUGCUUGAAGAACAAGAUGCUCGCCUUCCUUCUAAUAAUAUUCCAAACGAAAAAUACUCUAGUAUUGAACGUCGGGAAGAAUUGGGUACAUCAUCAGCAAACACGAUCCUUAAUACAGAUCCCGAUACGAGUGAAGAAGAAAAGUGUGCAGAAAUUGACGAAUUUUUUAUGGGCACGGGAGAUUACGAGAUUUACAACGGUGAUAUUAAUGAUAUUAACUUCGUGGAAUGUAUAGAAGCCAAACCAACGCCAGUAUCUUGUCGAUCGUGGGUCCUUCGUAGUGGCACUAACGUUGGAGAUAAAUUGGCAAGAUAUGCUGAUACGAUCCUUGAUGCUCAGAAAUGUUUGAACCUCGCGUAUUGGAACAUUCUUGACCUGACCGAGGAUUCCCUAAUAAAAUCUUUUUUUUCAACAGACGACUGGAAAGAAAUAACGGAAAGCUUUGAAAAGGAUGUGAAAUUAGUUGAAUCGGAUAUACCGGAUGUAGCCAUGUAUUUUUUUAAUGAAGUAGAAAAGAUAACAAAAAAUGAGGAUGAGAAUAUCGUCGAUGCAAUCGAUAAAUUGACUCCAGAAAUAAUAGAAAGUAAUCAAGCCGUCAAGCUCACAAACGAAGACAAGGAGAUCGUUGCUACUAUCAGACGCGCCGUCGUUACAUAUGCAGAAAAUUUGAAAGGGCUCGAACUUCCCGUUUCGGAGUCUGACUUCGAUAAUGCUUUCCCGAAUAUGUUAACAAAGAGAUUCUUAGACAAACAAGAUCUCAAGAUGGACGUUGGAGAAAUCGCAUGCUGGGCUUCUUCCCGGCGCAGAAAUGAAGGGCGUUCCAUAAUCCUCCGUGCACGCAUAGGUCAAAAGUGCGACUUUCGAGGUACACUGAAAAAUAGUGUUAAUAGCCUCGAAGCUAUUAUCGGACUUAGGAGUGGUGGUCUCCCAGUCGUCCACCGCAAGAAAGUUAUCGAGGAUCGGAUUGAUCUUGCCGUAGCUAUGCGUGACGUUCUAUAUAAUUUUUUCGAAACAAAUACCGGUGCAUCUGGAGAUGAACUCCAUCAUACGUACGUCCUCGGAAUUCAAUCAUGGGGUAUGUGUAUAAAUAUAGCAAUUAAUUUUCAACAAUUUAAACGACUAAUAUGCUUUUUUUGUUCUCAUGAUAAGGAUGGGUCCAUGAAACCUAUGCUAUGGACUGUAAAGCCACGAACGUGUUGCGCCUAG
Messenger RNA from Funneliformis geosporum, 1568 nucleotides. The record is from the annotation of a GenBank genome assembly. Lineage: Eukaryota; Fungi; Glomeromycota; Glomeromycetes; Glomerales; Glomeraceae.